This is a messenger RNA of Tarenaya hassleriana, 1838 nucleotides long. RefSeq names its product SKP1-like protein 21. The transcript is spliced from 10 exons. NCBI's taxonomy places the organism in Eukaryota, Viridiplantae, Streptophyta, Magnoliopsida, Brassicales, Cleomaceae. Gene Ontology annotation, cellular component: nucleus; cytoplasm. Gene Ontology annotation, biological process: SCF-dependent proteasomal ubiquitin-dependent protein catabolic process. The coding region runs from base 437 to 1489 and encodes 350 amino acids. The record is from RefSeq and is a predicted model, not a curated record. Gene Ontology annotation, molecular function: cullin family protein binding.
UCCUUAAAAAUUUGUAUGAAAAAAAAGCCAAACCCCAAUUUUGAGCCCUCCUUUCUCUCUCUAGUUUUCUCUCUCUUAUCCGCUCCUUCUGGCUGCUCUGCCGCCGCUAGAUUCGAUUCCCUCCGCCGUCUCCUCCUCCAUUUCCUCUGUUUCGUACCUCCAUUACCCUUCCCUCUUCCAGCUUGGUGAUGGAGUUAUCGGAAAUUGCUUGAGAUUACCGUCGGAACUUCAAUGCGCAUAGACCUGGACUGGAAAGUUUUCUACCUGGGGUGUUCUUCUGGGGAGCCAUUUGCGUUCUUGACUCUUGAGAAACUUCGCAGUUCAAGGAAUAUAAUUACUUGGAUAGUAGGUUGUGUCCUACUUGUUGGAGCUUUGCGAUAUCAUUUGUAUUGUAAAGAGCUCCAUAACAGUAGACUGAGUCUUCAGUUCAUCAUCAAUGUCAGAAGUCGAUAUGGCGGUCAUAAAACCGGAUAUGAUGAAGUCAUAUAUAUGGCUUCAAACUGCUGAUGGUGCAAUUCAGCAAGUGGAACAAGAGGCUGCAAUGUUCUGUCCCAUGAUAUGCCAAGAAGUACUACAGAAGGGUGCUGGAUCAUCUAAGAACUAUGCAAUAUCUCUUCCGCAGCGAGUGAAUCCGGCCAUGUUAAGCUUGAUUCUUGAUUACUGCAGAUUUCAUCAAGUACCUGGACGUUCAAAUAAGGAACGAAAAACAUUUGAUGAAAAAUUCAUUCGCAUAGACACAAAGAGGCUCUGUGAGUUGACCUCAGCCGCUGACAGCUUGCAGUUAAAGCCUUUGGUUGAUCUUACAAGCCGUGCACUUGCACGAAUCAUUGAAGGAAAAACCCCUGAAGAGAUACGUGAGAUAUUUCAUUUGCCUGAUGAUCUGACUGAGGAGGAGAAGUUGGAGCCAUUGAAAAAUACAACGGAUGAUCCACGAAUUCGACUCUUGAAUAGAUUAUAUGCAAAGAAAAGAAAGGAACUGCAAGAAAGGGAGAAAUUGAAGAAUGUGGAAGUUGAGGAAGAACGUGUGGAUGAGCGUUCUGUGGAUGAUCUUUUAUCAUUUAUUAACGGCAGAGAUUCCAAGGCAAUGAAGACUUCCAAGAGCAAAAAGAAGAACAAGAAAAAGAAGGAUCUCAAGAACGGUUGCUCAAAUGAGAUCAAUUCAGCCCCUGACAAGGAAUCACAUUCCACAAAAAAUCCAAGCGGUGAGGUAGUUGAUAAAAACGGGUCCUGCACGAGUGAGGCACCAAACUUACCGAAUGCAGAAGAUGAUAUUUUCACCCCAAAGGUUGAGUUUGGAGAUGGUGAUAUGGAUGAUGAAAUUGAUCCAGCUUUGAAGGAAAUGCUUGAUAGAGAGGUGGAAGAUUUUGCUCGGAGAUUAAACUCAAAUUAUAUGCUGUCAAUGGGCCAAGAAAGGAGGCCAGUUCAUUUUUCCAUUAAUGGGAAUGGAACUACAAGACGACACACAGGUUNNGCAGCAGGACACGAAUAAAUAUAGGAACAAAGAACAUCGUUGGUCGGCCAAAGGCUGAAACAGGUUCUGGUCCGAUCAGAGUGCGGCCAAAGAGAGUGGUUUCAAUGGUGAUUCUUCUGGGCUUUUACCGGCGUGACCUCUUCUGUAAUAUUUUGUUGUCUCUCUUUUCUUGUUCCUUUUUUUGAGGGUAGGAGGCAGUUUUGUUGGUUAAUGAUGAAACCCUUUUUUCUUUGUAGCCUUUUGAGAAUGCAGGGGGAAAAGGAAGUAUUUUAUGUAGGCUGGUUCCUUUAGAGUUUGGAUUUUUUUUGUAUGGUGCUUUUUUUUACUUAGCCGUGAAAAAGAAUAAAAACAGAACAUUUCUACUUCA